GUGUGACGUCAUUGACGCGCGCCACAACAUACGGUGUGUAUGGCGCCAUCCUAACAGCGUGUGUUUUGACUAGGUACCAAGCAAGAGCUCAAACCAGAAUAGUUUUGAUUUUCCAGAACAGAUCCACCUUAGAAGAAGUCAGUAAUGGACAUCCACAGUGCCAGCUCUGUGGUGCUGCACGCGCUAACUCAGGCCUCCAGCCAAGACACGGCUGUGCUGAAGCCGGCCGAGGAGCAGCUCCGGCAGUGGGAGACGCAGCCUGGGUUCUACUCUGUACUGCUGAGCAUCUUUAAUAACCACAUGCUGGAUGUAAACGUGCGCUGGCUCGCCGUGCUGUACUUCAAAAAUGGCAUCGACCGCUACUGGAGAAGAGUCGCCCCACAUGCGCUGUCUGAGGAAGAGAAGACGUCUCUGCGAGCCGGUCUCAUCACCAACUUCAAUGAACCCGUCAACCAGAUAGCCACUCAGAUCGCGGUGCUGAUAGCGAAGGUGGCCCGGCUGGACUGUCCGCGCCAGUGGCCCGAACUCAUCCCCACCCUGCUGGAGUCGGUCAAGCUGCAGGACGGCCUUCAGCAGCACAGGGCCCUGCUCACCUUCUACCACGUCACCAAGACCCUGUCCUCCAAACGGCUGGCCGCCGACCGCAGGCUCUUCCAGGACUUGGCGUCGGGGAUCUACAGCUUUGCGUGUUCGCUGUGGAGCCACCACACCGACUCGUUCCUGCAGCAGGUGUGUGCCGGCGAUGAGGCCGCCGCCCUCAGCUCGCUGGAGAGGACCCUGCUGUCCCUGAAAGUGCUGAGGAAACUGACGGUUCACGGGUUUAACGAGCCGGUACAGAACAUGGAGGUCAUGGGCUUCCUGAACGCGGUGUUUGAGAGACUGCGGCAGUUCCUGGAUUGCUGUGAGUGGGGACCUGGAAGCAUCUGUAGGGAGAAGCUGGAGAAGACCGUCAUCCUCUACACAAAAGUUCUGCUGGACUUCCUGGAGUGCCACCCCGUGGCGUUCAUCCCACUCAUCCAGAGGUCGCUGGAGUUCGCCGUCAGCUACGUGUUCACGGAGGCGGCCGAGGGCGUGGUCUUCGAGAGGUUCAUCGUGCAGUGCAUGAGCCUCAUCAAGAUGAUCGUUAAGAAUGACACCUACAAGCCCGCCAAGAACAUCGAGGACAGCAAGCCAGAGAGCCUGGAGGCACACAAGAUAAAGACGGCCUUCUUCACGCACCCCACCCUGACGGAGAUCGGCCGGCGCCUGGUGUCUCACUACUUCCUGCUCACACAGGAAGAGCUGACCAUGUGGGAGGAGGACCCCGAAAGUUUCGCUGUGGAGGAAACAGGAGGCGACUCCUGGAAGUACAGUAUACGGCCAUGCACAGAAGUCUUGUUCCUGGACAUCUUCCACAACUACAGUCAGACACUGACCCCUGUUCUGCUGGAGAUGGUGCAGAACCUACAAGGACCAACGAACGUGGAAGAGCCAGGGAGUCUGCUCAUCAAGGAUGCAGUGUACAAUGCAGUGGGUCUUGCUGCUUACGAGCUCUUUGACAGCGUGGACUUCGCCCUGUGGUUUCAGAACCAGCUGCUGGGAGAACUGCAGGUCCAUCACCACAGUUAUAAGCUGAUCCGGAGGAGGGUGAUCUGGCUCAUAGGACAGUGGAUCUCUGUGAAGUUCAAAUCGGACCUUAGGCCACUGCUGUACGAGGCUAUACUGGGACUGAUGCAGGACCCUGACCUGGUGGUGCGGAUUGAGACGGCCACCACCCUCAAGCUGACCGUCGACGACUUCGAGUUCAAGACCGAGCAGUUCCUCCCGUACCUGGAGUCCAUCUUCGGGCUGCUGUUCCAGCUGCUGCAGCAGGUGACCGAAUGCGACACCAAGAUGCAGGUGCUCCACGUCAUCUCCUGCGUCAUCGAGAGGGUCAACACCCAGAUCCGGCCCUACGUGGGCUGCCUGGUGCAGUAUCUGCCCCUGCUGUGGAAGCAGUCAGAGGAACACAACAUGCUGCGCUGUGCCAUCCUCAGCACCCUCACACACCUCGUACAGGGCCUCGGGGCGGAGAGUAAGAACCUGUACCCGUUCCUGCUGCCUGUGAUCCAGCUCAGCACCGACGUCUCCCAGCCUCCCCACGUCUACCUGCUGGAGGACGGCCUGGAGCUCUGGUUGGUGACGCUGGAAAAUAGCCCUUCUAUCACGCCGGAACUUCUCAGAAUCUUUCAGAACAUGUCCGCCCUUCUCGAACUCAGCUCCGAAAACCUCCGCACAUGCUUCCAGAUCAUCAUCGCCUACACGUACCUGUCAGCCACCGAAUUCCUACAGAACUAUGCAGAGUCGCUGUGUCGCUCCUUUUGUGACGUGCUGAAGGACAUCACUACAGAGGGUCAGGUCCAAGUGCUGAAGGUGAUAGAGAUAGCUGUAAAGGUCAGCCCUGUUCUGGGCUCACACAUGUUCCAGCCUGUCCUGCCCUCAGUUCUGCGGGGGAUCGUGGAUGGAGAGAGGUAUCCGGUGGUGAUGUCCACGUACCUGGGCGUGACGGGCAGAGUCCUGCUGCAGAAUUCCGGAUUCUUCUUCACCCUCCUCACGCAGAUGGCUGCCGACUUACAGCAGGAGGCAGACCAGCUCCUGGGCAGUCUGAUUGAGAUGUGGGUGGACCGCAUGGACAACAUCACCCAACCGGAGAGGAGAAAGCUCUCUUCACUGGCCCUGCUGUCUCUGCUGCCCUCAGACAACAGUGUGAUCCAGGACAAGUUCUGCGGCAUCAUCAAUGUGUGUGUGGAGUCGCUGCACGACGUGAUGUCAGAGGACUCGGAUUCCGGAACCUUCAAAGACUGCAUGCUCAUGUCCAGCACGGAGGAGCCCAAACUGAGCGACGAAGACGAGCCGCCCACGGAGCAGGACAAGAGGAAGAGGCUGCUGGCUCUGUUGGACCCAGUGCACAGUGUGUCCCUGCAGCAGUGUGUGUAUGAGAAGCUAAAGGCGCAGCAGCAGCUGAUGGGGGAGACGGGGUUCCAGUCGCUCAUGGAGACGGUGGACUCCGAGAUCCUCCGGCAGCUCCAGGAGUUCCUGCAGGGCAUGUGACCCGCUGACAAAUGACCCCCCCCCUCGCCCCAGGGGUCCCCGUGUGCGGGGCGGGCCGGGGGCGGCCCAGGGGUACCGCGCGAAGAAGGCGGGUUGGACCCGAAACGCUCCGCGCUGCUCAUUGGCCGAUGGACACCGGUGUAAAGGAACGACUCAGUGUUUACAGUGUUUCUGCAACAAGAAGAAAGAAACGCGAGUGUAAUUUUUGUAUUUAUGUAAACUACGGAGGCUAUUUCGCAUGUCAGUGCUUUUUUUGUUUAGUUUAGAGUUUUCUCACUCAGCCCCAGAUCAGAAAAGAUUCAGAUUUCUUUGGCAUUCCCCUGUCGUUGUCAGACAGCGUCAUCCGCCGCCAAAAACAGACCUCGCCCUGCCUCAUGAGCUUCAGCGGCUUCGCUUCCCCCGCACGCCUUUCUAACGACGCGCACGUCCCAACACUAGGCACUACCAAAUAAAACGCUCCGCUACACUUUUCCAGGUUGCCAGAGGGGGAGGAAUAGGAUGCCAGGUCUGAGCAGAAUCCCCCCUGACUAAGAGGCUUCAUGCCCGAACUGCCCAGCUGGGUUCGACCAAUGGGGGCUGCGGGAUUGGAGCGUGAUUACGUUGCCAUAUGAGAGAUCGCCAUGUUGGGGGAGGAGGAGGGAUUCGAUGCCAUAUCACAGAUCCUGCUCCCUCAAACUGUACAUGUACACACUGUGAUUGAGCCCAGUAGCAGAAACGAUUAAAAUAAUGCAAGUAAUAACAAAUAAUAUCAAAGGCCUUAGACACCAGGGAUCAUCAAAUCACAGUCCUCGAGGCCUGGGAACUGCCGGUUUUCCGCCCUCCCUUUACCUGGGAGUCAGGUGUGUUCACCCUCCCUUUACCUGGGAGUCAGGUGUGUUCACCCUCCCUUUACCUGGGAGUCAGGUGUGUUCACCCUCCCUUUACCUGGGAGUCAGGUGUGUUCACCCUCCCUUUACCUGGGAGUCAGGUGUGAAGACAGACUGGCCUGUCAGUAGCGAUGACUGUUCAGUUAAUUACCCAGGAGAAAAGAAAACCAGGGCCGGGUUUGGAUCCAAGGGCUCGAUUUGAUCAUCUCUGCUUCAGGCCGUCUCUACGCCUUAACCUACCUACCUACCUUUGACAUUUUUGAAACUGUUUUUGUGUUUUAUUUCGAUUUUCCCAGAUCAUGUACUGACUGAGGUAGGGUUGCCAAAGGGGAAGGCAGAAAGGGAGUGUUUCUGCUUCUGCUCGUAAUUAGCUUAGCCAGCACUGUCAUUUCUCAGCAAAUAAACAUCAAUAAAGCAGUACAUGGUUGAACGACUACAAAA
Messenger RNA from Conger conger (European conger), 4376 nucleotides. It is a transcript of the gene ipo11, whose product is annotated as importin 11. Bases 145 to 3069 code for a protein of 974 amino acids. Gene Ontology annotation, cellular component: cytosol; nuclear envelope. Gene Ontology annotation, biological process: protein import into nucleus. Gene Ontology annotation, molecular function: small GTPase binding. The record is from RefSeq and is a predicted model, not a curated record. Lineage: Eukaryota; Metazoa; Chordata; Actinopteri; Anguilliformes; Congridae. The transcript has 30 exons.